ACACUACUUGGACAUAGCAUAUUUUGGCGCCAAAAAUUAGCGGAGAUCAAGCAAAAAAGAAAUUGUGUGUAAAACAUAAUCCAAAGUUGAUCGACAAACAUGAGUUUCUCGCGCAGUGCUCUGCGGUAUGCGCACACCAAUGGAUACACGGGCCUGCUCUACACUCCGCGCGGCGAGUUCAUCAUCACGUGCGGAACAGACGGAGACAUCCGCCACUGGACUUGCAUCAGUGAUGACGAUCCUCGAUCCAGUUGCCUGGGCGAAUUCGUCAUGUGCAUCGCCCACACGGGCUCCCGUCUUCUGGCCUCCACGGAUCGCAACACAGUCCACGCGUACACCUUUCCGGAGAUGGACAGCGACGGCAUCCUCAUGCGAUUUACGGCUCCGGCAACGUGCCUCAAAGUUUCCGGUGGAUACACGGCUGCUGGCAGCGAGGAUACCACCAUAAAGGUGUUAAAAGGAGAUACAGCUGGGAACGAUACUGUUCUGGAGGGUCAUACGGGUCCAGUUUUGGGCCUCGACAUGUUUGCGGAGCGAAAACUCUUGGUCUCCGUGGCCGGAGAUGGACAGCUAAAGGUCUGGAACUUCGAGGAUGGCAAAGAGCUGAAAACCAUCGGUGGUCUGCCCAAAGUAAACAGUUUUGAAAACGCCACACUCUAUGGCACCCCCAAUUUUGAACCAAAGAGCGGUGAACUCCUCGCAUACGCAGUGGACAACGAGAUUGUGGUCCUCAACACGGCCAACUGGGAGGUGGCCUUUAAGCUGCGCGACGACUCGGUAUCCAGCAACUACAGUUGCUGCCAAUUCUCGCCCAAUGGUGAACGACUGGCAGCCGGAACAACGAAGGGCGAGAUAAGCAUCUUUGAUGUGAAGAAACGCAAGGCGAUCGCAGUGGAGACGCCGCCUAACGACUGUAAUUCGAUUACCUGCCUGGCCUGGAAUCUUUCGGGGGAGGAAGAGGUGGCCUUCUGCGACGCCACUGGCCAGCUGGGAACUGUGUUUCUCAGUGAUGCAACCGAAGCAGGCGGUGGCGAGGGAUUGGUGGAUGACCAGGCUGAGCUUAUGGAUGAUGACUAUGAAUUCGCGGCUGGCGACGACUUGGAGGCCGCAGCUGAUGAUGGCGAUGGUGUGAGCCUGGAGCAACUCAAACGCAAGGUGAUGAACUUCGCCAAUCCCGUGGACAACGAUGAUGCCUCAAACCAAUCGUUGGCCAGUAGCAGCAGGACUGCUCCGGUUGAAGUUGCUCCGCAAAUCAAGCUUUUUAAGCAGCAGGCGGCCUUUCAGCCGAGUGCCACGCCCAGCGAUCUGGAGCACCGAUAUAUGGCCUGGAACGAUGUGGGCAUUGUGACCGCCCAUGUGGAGCCCUCGGGCGAUGGCGCCAUUGACGUGGAGUUUCACGAUGCCAGCAUCCACCAUGCCCUCCACAUCAGUAACUAUAAUCAACACAAUUUGGCCAGCUUGAGCAGUGGAGCCCUGGCCCUGGCCUCCAACGAGUCCAGCAAGCUGGUGGUGAUUGCUCUGGCCGCUGCCGGCAACAAGGAGUGGUCGCUUAGUCUGCCGGACUGCGAGAGUGUGGAUGCCCUUGUUGCAACCAGUCAUCUAGUGGCCGUGGCCACCAGUUCGAGUUUCCUGCGCAUUUUCACCGUGAUGGGCACACAGCGCGAGGUGCUUACCAUUCCGGGACCCGUGGUGGCUCUGGCCGGACACGAGCACAGCCUGUUGGUGGUUUACCAUAGCUCUGCACCCAGCCAGACGCAGCAGCACCUCUCCGCCAUGCUGGUCAACAUAAAUGGUCUGAGCCUGCGGCAGGAACACUUUCCCGUGCCGCUGACUCCUGGUAGACAGCUUGCCUGGUUGGGAUACAGUGACACCGGAUCGCCGAGCAUCGCCGACAACAUGGGUCUGCUGCAGUUGUACCGAAGGAGCAGCAACGCUUGGUUCCCCAUCUGCGACACCAUGAAGCAGAGCACCAGCGUAUCGCACAACUAUUUUGUGGUUGCGGUUUCCGAGCGACGUCAGAUAGUCCAGGCGGUAUUGUGCCGUGGAACCUCCUACCCCAUGACCAAUCCGCGACCAAUGCUUCAAGAGCUACGUAUCCAGUUCCCCCUGUGCGACAUAGAAGUGGAAAAGUCCGAGCUAGAGGAUGCCCUGCUGCGAUCGAGCCUCUUGCAAAUGGAGGGUGCGGAGAAGGUGCAGAAGGAAACGGCCAUUAAGUUGUUUGCCCUGGCCUGCAGCAGUGAGUGUGAGACGCGGGCUAGGGAGCUGAUAGAGUCGAUCGCAUGCACGGAUCUGCUCCAACUGGCGGUGAAGUAUGCCACCAAGCGCGGGCGCAUUCACCUCUCCGAUCGUUUGUGUGAAUUGCUGCCGCAAUUGGAGGCUGUCCAGGAGGCCCGCAAGCAGCAGACUUUGUUGGGAGCCAGUGGAAUUUCUGCCACCAUUGUCCUGCCCAUGACACCAACAUCUGCCUCGCAGAGCGGUCCCAAGCCCAAGACUAUUGAACUGAGCUCGGCCAAGCGGGGUACCUCGAAGAGAUUAGCCAACUCCCCCAAUAUGUUUAAAUCGGCGUCGGCAUCAAGUCGCCCUUCGACUCCGGAUAUUACACCCUCUCCGUUGGAUACCCAAGAAAACAUAUUUGGCGAAUCCGAAUCCGAGGUUCCUAUGGGAAAAUCCCCGGAUCUGAGGACUCCCCUCAAUUCGGUCAACCCCUUUGCUAUGAAGCGCAAACUAGGCGACACUGGUGUCAUCUUUGGGUCCGAGAAGCUGAAGCUGGCCAAAAAGUAGGGGUUUGUUUACAUUGUUAAGUAGCUCUAAGCCUUAAUUCUAAAUAAAAAAAUAUUCAAUAAAUUCAAAA
Molecule: messenger RNA, 2851 nt
Organism: Drosophila ficusphila
Lineage: Eukaryota; Metazoa; Arthropoda; Insecta; Diptera; Drosophilidae
Gene: Ctf4
Product: WD repeat and HMG-box DNA-binding protein 1
Exons: 1
Coding region: 100-2781 (893 amino acids)
Biological process (GO): DNA-templated DNA replication; mitotic cell cycle; DNA repair
Cellular component (GO): nuclear replication fork
Molecular function (GO): protein binding; chromatin binding
Source: RefSeq, a predicted model, not a curated record